AUGGAUCCCGAGGACAUUGUAUGGCAGGACGACCAUGUGAUUACUACACACGAAAAGGUUUAUUUCAGUCUGACACGAGUGGCAGGUUUUGUGUCGGUCCUCUCAGCCGUUUGCAUUCUGGUGGAAACAGUGGGAGAUGUGAGGGCAGGUGCCGCCACCACCGUCACCCGACUGUUGCUGGCCAUGCAAGUGGGACAAAUUUGUCAUUCAUCGAUGUGGGCCGUCGGCAACUGGGCGGCGCCCUCCUUUAUCCCCGAUGCCUGGAGUGCUCAAGGGACAAUUUGGACCUGUGAGUUGGCGGGAUUUCUACUCAACUUGGGGGCCUUGGUCGUGAUUCUCUAUGAUGCAGCUCUGUCCAUUACGUACCUUUUAAUGCUGACAGUGGCACUGGCCAGCAUGGUUUUAUCCGUCUUCUGUAUGCUUUCCAUUGUGCUCUUUGUAAGGAACACUGAAGCUCGGAAUGCACGUUAUCUAGAACGAUUCUAUCGAAAUGCUCAAUCCCGGCCACCACGACAAUCCGAUGUGUCAACCACCUCCCAUGGACCAACAAGCAGCGUACGUUCCAAUACCGAGGACAGGUUUUACAAGACCCGAAUGAUGGCUUUCCGCGGGGUCCGGUAUGCCAGCACCAACUUGCUGGCGUCAACACCCAUCUUCCUGCAAGUUGCAUUCGAUAUCGAUUCGCAAGUGUUUCUGGACGUUGCAGCCUGUUCAUAUGCUUUGCAUGGAUUCUAUUACCUCGUCUUCUUUUUGAGAGACCGAAAGGUCGUGAGAAGUCGCUACGGGCGACUUUGGAAAAGGCUGCUUUACGUUCCAAUAACGUACAAUGGAGGGCAUGCAGAUGCUUGCCGAUGCUGCUGUUGCUGUCGUUAUAUUACGAGGAGGCGCAAUCAACAACAAUGCUCAACGUGUCAAAAAGAGCAAGACAAGCUGCCCGCGACAACCAACCAACAACCUCUGGAAAGGAAUUCGGCGAAUUCGGCCGGUGCACGGGAUUCUAUAACGCCCGUCGAGAACAAUGACGCCCGACCCCUUCGAAACGACGAUGCCACCGUAGAGACCCACGCGAAACAAAACUCUUCAAGCAUCUGA
Seminavis robusta is the source of this 1092-nucleotide messenger RNA. The record is from the annotation of a GenBank genome assembly. NCBI's taxonomy places the organism in Eukaryota, Bacillariophyta, Bacillariophyceae, Naviculales, Naviculaceae.